AUGGCAUCCCUCAAGUUCAACAACCCGCCCGGUGCCGCACAAAAGCACAGUGAUCUUGGGCAAUACUCCCAGUCCGUCGAUCUUGGCAACGGCAUCAUCAAGUGUUCGGGGCAAGGAGGCUGGGAUCCUGAGUCUGGGGCCCUCGACGCGAACGACAGCAAGAAGCAAGUUGCGCUGGCCAUAGAGAAUGUCGACAUCGUCCUCAAAGCAGCAGGUCUUCGCGGGUGGGAGGAUGUUUACUCGCUUCGUUCGUAUCACUGCGACAUUCGCACGUCAUGGGAGCAGACGGCUGAGGCCCUUAAGAAGCGCAUUCCCAACCACCGACCGAUUUGGACAGCGGUUGCUGUUCCGCAUCUCGCUUUCCCGGCAAUGCUGAUCGAACUGGAGGUCGAGGCUAGGCGCCAGGAGUAG
Colletotrichum chrysophilum is the source of this 411-nucleotide messenger RNA. RefSeq lists its product as uncharacterized. The record is from RefSeq and is a predicted model, not a curated record. Gene Ontology annotation, cellular component: cytosol. Gene Ontology annotation, molecular function: deaminase activity. Lineage: Eukaryota; Fungi; Ascomycota; Sordariomycetes; Glomerellales; Glomerellaceae. Bases 1 to 411 code for a protein of 136 amino acids. The transcript has a single exon.